GCGGAGUGCGGUUUGGAGCGUAGUCAUGUGCUGACAGAGAGAGCAGGGCAUUAGUAGUCAGAGCUGGGACUCAGGACGGGACCAUGUUACCCUCUAUGGUGCGGAGGUGGCUGAACAGACCGAAGAAGUCAGAUCCUCGUCUGCUGGCAAAAUUAUUUUAUGUGGAUGAGGAAGUGAGCACGAUUGUACAUGAAUUACAGUGCCUCGAUGUGCGCAAGGACCCUCAGAAUUACUUGGUUUUGCUUGGCCAAUUACACAACAGCCAGGAGCGCAUGCUUGCUAUUCUGGAGCAGAUCCUAGACCAGUGUGUACCAACAAAGAGGAGGCAGAGAGACUAUCACCUCAAGUUUCCUGAUGACAUUGUAAAUAAUAAUAUGACGGCUCAUCUACUUUUUGCUGCUGAGCUUUUGGUAGGAGGCACAUAUGUUGAAGUGGAAGAGGCAGAUGGAGUUUUACUUCGACCCCUGGCCCAAGAGCUGUUACAGAGUCUGGAAUGUCUAAGACGGGUUCUAAGGGAACAAAGCCUUCAAGAUCCUGGAAUAUAUCCAGAAUCAAGCCACAAAGCUAUGCUACAGUAUGAUAAUCUGUGUGCAGAGUUUGAGCUGAGGUAUAUGUCGUUAGUGGUCAGUGUAAAGUCUCCUGAAGAAAUCUACGAGCAGCAGGAAGUAGCAGUACUUUUCUGUGAGACUGUUUCCAGAGCUCUACAGAGAGGACACCUAACACAGGAAAUGAUUGAUGAUUGUGAACCAGAGUUGAUGAUUUCCAUACCACGCUUGGCAAUUAUCAGUGGUCUUCUAAUAUUUCCCGAUGGACCAUUAAACUUGGAGAGACCACCAGAGGAGAUGUGUGAACUGUUCAGUCCAUUCUAUGGCCUCCUGAAGAAAAUAAGGGAAAUACUCUGCAUAUUGACUAAGAAAGAACUAUUUUCCCUUGAAAGAGCAUUGAGCUCAUCCUCUGAAGAUCCUUCCACACCCCUGCCAGCUUGUGUGCCAACGUCAACUGAUGCAGGUUCUUUAGACUACGGUGGCCAAUCUGUGAAUUCCAAGCUCCCAUCUGCCAAUGAACCGACUUUCCAAAAUGCAUCUUGGCCAAACUUUUCACAUGGUAACAUUGGGGCAUGUAAUAAUACAGUAUCUGGCACGUACUAUCCAUGUGCUCAGCAAGGUGUUGUGGCAGUAGACUCUGAAUACAAGAGAAGCCAAGAUGUGAAACCACAGAAUGGUGCAAGAAGACCUGCAGAAAUUCUCCGCAAUGUGCAUGUCCGAUGUUCUGUUAGGGGAUCCAAGCUCAGUGACGUGCGUUCCCGGUACCGCAGUGACGGUGAUAUGCUGCAUCGUCUCUUUGUAUGCAUUGCUGGUGUUGCUGACCAACUGCAGACUAACUUUGCAAGUGACUUGCGUGUUAUUCUGAAAACUGUGUUUGAGACGACGAGCUCCAGGCAGCAAGUGGAUACGCAGAGAUCGUCUGGAAAUGCCUUUCAUUUACCCGAUUGUUCUGCUUGCCAAAGGGAACGGGAGGUUGGAGAAGCAACCAUUGAACCUCCAGAAUGGGUUCCAGACAGUGCGAGCACCCAAUGCAUGAGUUGCUAUGCUCCCUUCACACUAUUACGGAGGCGGCAUCACUGUCGAAGUUGUGGAAAGAUUUUCUGCUCCCGCUGCUCGGGUUAUACAACAUCUCUUCCUCAUGUUCCUAAUACACAGCCUGUUCGAGUAUGUUCUCAUUGUUACCAUGUGCACUGCAGUUCUCAGAAUCGACAGAAAAAGAAGAUUGAGAUCACCACCUAGUGGGAUACUUCUAUGGCAACUGAAGAAAAGUGGUUUGGAAGCACAUUUCAUUCCUCCCUUUGUAACAGUAUGAAUACUGACUGGCUUUUUAUGUAUGAAUAUUUUUGGACAGUCCUUUGUGUUUACAUCGAAGUAUGAGCAGUGAGCCUCCAAUUACAGGGUACAUUAAAAAUUCUAUGGGGUAGCUAAUUUAUAUUUUGAAUUGUGAUUCUUUUUCUUUACAUGAUUUUGUAUAUAUUGUGUUCAGUGUAUAUACUCUUCUACUAGUAUCGGUGAUUACUCUUAUAUUUAUGCUACAUCCAUGGCCAAAACCUGAGCACUUAACUAAGAAAAUGAAUCAGACCUGGAGAACAGUCAUCCACAGUUUCUGCUUAUUAAUAGUGGCAGCCUUUUUGCAGGAUUGGGAUAAAGUAAUUUGCACUUUAUGCCGAUACUGUGAAUCUCUGGAUUUUUUUGCAUUUAAGAGUUUUACAUUAUUAUAAGCAAGAGUUAAAUAUUUUAAUACUGAUGACCUAUCCUCUGGAUAUAGACAAUCAGUAUCUGAUUGGUGGGGGUCGAACACCCAGGACCCCACUGAUAAGCUGUUUGAGAAGGCAGCGGCGCUCCUUCUCGCAACU
Molecule: messenger RNA, 2401 nt
Organism: Bufo gargarizans (Asiatic toad)
Lineage: Eukaryota; Metazoa; Chordata; Amphibia; Anura; Bufonidae
Product: lateral signaling target protein 2 homolog
Exons: 13
Coding region: 84-1784 (566 amino acids)
Biological process (GO): negative regulation of epidermal growth factor-activated receptor activity
Cellular component (GO): early endosome membrane
Molecular function (GO): metal ion binding
Source: RefSeq, a predicted model, not a curated record